AUGACGCGCAUUUGUUGUACAUUUUGUGAUAUGUGCUUCGGAAAACCAUCUCGACUUGAGGCACAUCUGAGAAUCCACACUGGAGAGCGUCCAUAUGUGUGUAUUUGUGGUAAAACAUAUACACGGAAACAACAUUUAACUCGUCACGCUUCAAAAUGUCCCAAAACUAUUCCAGAAAACAACUUAUCUAAUCAAAAGGAGCCAGCAAGAGUCGAAAAAACCUAUUCGUGUUCACAAUGUUCUGCUGGACCUUUUCAAAAAAAGAAAAUGGUAUCGGCUCAUAUGGCUACAGUUCAUGGCGAACGGAAGCAUGUAUGUGACAAAUGCGAUCGAGCGUUUCCUACGGCAUCUAAGCUUAGACGUCAUUCAUCAAAACAUCAUGGUUACACAUGUAAGCUGUGCUUUGAACAACUAUCUGAAAACCCUGAAAACGAUGAAUCAGUUGCUCUCAAACCCAUUCAUUUUGAAAGUUUUGCGUGUUUGAGACGCCAUAUUGCUGAAGCUCACCCAAAAACACCUUUGCAAUGUCCUUCUUGUAAUAUGCGUUUUACAAGACCUGCUGCACUAGCAGAACACAAAUCUACACAUACCCCUGGUGGACCGUCUGUAAGACGACGUUUUAUUUGUCCUUUAUGUUCACCUGAUGUUACGGGUGAUAAAGAUGAUUCCAACUCACAAGAAAAAGAUUGUCUUGUUGCAUUUACAGCCAAAAGAAAUUUGGAUGCUCAUAUGCGUUUAGUACAUGCUAACCUUAAGUUUCCAUGUACAUGGCAUGGAUGUCCUGUUCUUUUGUCUACCAAACAAAAACUGAAUGAACAUAUGGAACGUCAUCGACUAGGCAAGUCAGUUGCUUUCAAAAGCCGAAAUAGACGUAAUUCACGUAAUGAUUCAAGUAGAAGAUUUAAUGAUAAUAAAAACUUAUCAAUGAAUAAUAAUGAAGAUUAUUGGGAAACAGCUAGUCAAAAUAGCAUUAUAGCACUGUUAAGUGAUGUAAUUGAUUGUUCAGCUAAUCAAAUUUAUUAAUUUUUAUGAAGUUAGUUUCAUUAUUGUAUAUAAUACUAUUUCGAACUGAAUAGAACAAGAAGAAAGGAAAACAGAUAUGUAAUUAGAAAUUUACAGAGUAUUUAUAUAUUUUAUUUAUAUUUACAUAUGUUUUCAAAUUAACGAAGUGUAUCAAAUGAUACAGAAAAUAAUAAUAAACAUUUAUAUUAUACUACUUAUUACAAUCAAUUUGUUACUUUAUAGUAAUUAGCUUAUUAGUUAAAAGAAAAUCUGAUUGUCAUAUGCUCACUAGUGAUUAACUUCGUGAGGGAAUUCUUGGAGUUGUAGUAAGAGGCCAUGACCAGUGGAACUAAUGAGUGUAGAGACAGGUAUCUACUUCAGUACAAUGAGAAAUGGUCGUGAAUUGGUAGAGGUUAAACAUUAACACCGUCGGGUGUCGGCUCAGUGGUCUGGUGGUUGGUCGUUAGCGUGGGAGACUGAAGACCUUGGGUCUGAAUCCCAUGAAGAGGAUCGCGGGUGCGCACUGCUGAGGAGUCCAAAUAUAGGACGAAGCGGUCGUCCAGUGCUUCCAGGUUUUCAAUGAUGGUCUAACAUCAAUCGGUUCAUGAUCUCAAUCAAUAAUUGUCAAAAGAUGGCCUAUACAAAUUCGAUGUAAAACUAAACAGAUCUUUGUGUGUUAAAUGUGUAUUCAAAACUUUUUUUCAUUUAUUUAUUUGAACACAUAAACUGUUAAGUUUGUUUUACAUUGUUCCUGCCCAUUCCUUUUCUACUCUUUUGUAUGUUGGUUUAUACUACUUAUUUAUAUUCAGUAAGCAGUUGUAUGCCCAAUAAUUUUCACAAUUAUGUUGUAACUCUCGUUGUACUGUAACAUUCUGGAAUGUUCACAUAUAUCUUUAACGUUUAUUUUACUUAUCAUUGUAUUUAUCAUUAUAAUCACUGUAAUUUAAUUACUGUAACGGUUAUCCACAGUUUUGUCCAUUUGUUUAAACGCAACAGUUUCCAUAUUGUUUGCUCUUGGUUCGGUUUUCGGUUGUUCAUAAACUGUUAUCAAAUUUAGACACAGCUAUCAGCUGUCUUUGGACUAUCGUAUAUUAUAAUCAUUCUUUAUGUUACUCUUACAGGAAGCCUUUGCUAGUUUCAUUCUUGAACGACGCGUUUUAACGCCUAGACACCUCACAAGUUGAGGUUUGUAACUAAAUUUUGUGUAUUAUUUAAUAAAGAACCGCUUUUGUAGACAAAUCGUUGUUUUGGAACUUCGAUUUUGCGCGUAUCUCAAUCGGUGUUACUUGGACGCUUCGAUAGAAUUAACAUAAACAUUAGUACAAGGGUGCACCAAUUGCAUAUGCGUCACAUUAUAACAUUGAGGUUGUAGAGAAAUGGAGAAUGGAGGGUGAGUAACUAUGAAUAUAAAUUAGGGUGUUAGAG
Schistosoma intercalatum is the source of this 2427-nucleotide messenger RNA. NCBI's taxonomy places the organism in Eukaryota, Metazoa, Platyhelminthes, Trematoda, Strigeidida, Schistosomatidae. The record is from the annotation of a GenBank genome assembly.